Messenger RNA from Haliaeetus leucocephalus (bald eagle), 1107 nucleotides. RefSeq names its product hyaluronan and proteoglycan link protein 2 (gene HAPLN2). NCBI's taxonomy places the organism in Eukaryota, Metazoa, Chordata, Aves, Accipitriformes, Accipitridae. The record is from RefSeq and is a predicted model, not a curated record. Bases 1 to 1107 code for a protein of 368 amino acids. The transcript is spliced from 6 exons. Gene Ontology annotation, biological process: cell adhesion. Gene Ontology annotation, molecular function: hyaluronic acid binding.
AUGCUGGAGGCGUUGGAUGGGACCGGCAGCUCCCCAAAGGACGCAGCUGGGGACGGCACCGCCCUGCCCCCAGCUCUAAGGAUGCACCGGCUUCUCCUGCUCAGCUCCCUCUGGCUCUUGGCAGCACCCCCAGCAUCGAGCAUCUUCCAGCGGCCGACGGGGAGCCCAGCCCCCCCCCACCUGCAGUACCUGCUGGAGCCCCUUCACACCACGGUGCACACGCAGCGGGGUGCCACGGCCACCCUGCCCUGUGUCCUGCGCGCCCUGCCCCGCAACUACCGGGUGAAGUGGAGCAAGUUGGAGCCGGCCAACUAUCGGGAGAGCAUCAUCCUCAUCACCAACGGGCUGUACCACAAGAACUAUGGGCCGCUGAGCCCACGGGUGCGCCUGCGGCACAGCCACCGCUACGAUGCCUCGCUCACCAUCACUGACGUGGCUCUGGAGGACGAGGGACGCUACCGCUGCCAGCUUGUCAAUGGGCUGGAGGACGAGAGCGUCUCGCUCACGCUGCACCUCGAAGGCGUCGUCUUCCCCUACCAGCCCAGCAACGGACGCUACAAAUUCAACUACCAUGAAGCCAAGCGAGCCUGCGAGCAGCAGGACUCCCGCCUCGCUACCUACCAGCAGCUCUACAAAGCCUGGACGGAGGGUCUCGACUGGUGCAACGCCGGCUGGAUCCUCGAUGGGACCGUCCACUACCCUAUCAUCAACUCCCGGGAGCCGUGUGGUGGCCACCUCCUCCUGCCGGGCGUUCGGACCUAUGGGGCCAGGGACAAGCAGAAGGACCGAUUCGAUGCUUUCUGCUUCACCUCUGCUCUUCAAGGCCAGGUCUACUUCAUCCGGGCCCACCUGAACUUCAAGGAGGCCGGACAAGCAUGCCGCAACCACGGGGCUGCCAUCGCCAAAGUGGGGCAACUCUACUCCGCCUGGAAGUUUUCCCAGCUGGAUCGCUGUGACGGGGGGUGGCUGGCGGACGGCAGUGUGCGGUACCCCAUUACCACACCCCGUGAGCGCUGCGGGGGGCUGCCGGACCCCGGCGUCCGCAGCUUCGGCUUUCCCAGCAAGGAGCUGCGGACCUAUGGCACCUACUGCUUCGUGGGGAAGUAG